Atta colombica is the source of this 1949-nucleotide messenger RNA. RefSeq names its product putative phosphatidate phosphatase (gene wun). Gene Ontology annotation, biological process: phospholipid metabolic process; signal transduction; phospholipid dephosphorylation. The record is from RefSeq and is a predicted model, not a curated record. The transcript has 7 exons. Lineage: Eukaryota; Metazoa; Arthropoda; Insecta; Hymenoptera; Formicidae. Gene Ontology annotation, molecular function: phosphatidate phosphatase activity. The coding region runs from base 426 to 1322 and encodes 298 amino acids.
CACAGUCAUAGCCGAGUGCCGACAGCGUUGAACGCGGCGCAUGGCGUAGAGUGGCGAGUGGCGAGUGCGGUGGAGCGCGGCGACGCGACGUCUUGGCGUCUCCGCUCGCGAUUACUCCACUUGCACUCUGGUCUACUCGCGGCGCGCGGCUUGUCGUGCCGUGAACCGUGAAUGCCGCGCUGCGUCAGUCUGCUCCGAGAAGUCGUGUGGUAUUCAUCGUAUGCAGUGUGAUUCACUGCACGCCUACGCUUAUGAAACGUCAACGACACGCAACAUUCGAGUCCGUUUCCUCGUCGCGUUUACCUGACGUUCUUCGACGUCAGACUUCACUAUCACUGAUCACCGGAUUACUGAGCACCUUGCAGCGCAUUGACGAGCGCAGCGUCUCAUCGCAUUUCAACGCAACUCAACGGUCAUAAAUAAACAUGGAUCGAUCAUCCAAGUUAAUUCUGCGGAAAGUCAUCAUAGACUUCCUCUGUCUAUUUGUUGUGGGCAUUUCCGUACUGAUGUUCUUCCUAUUCGGCAAACCUUAUAAACGCGGUUUCUUUUGCAACGAUGAGUCACUUUAUCAUCCGUAUCACGAGUCUACGGUUACGAGCACGAUGUUGUACGUCAUCGGUCUUUUACUUCCUAUAUGUACGAUGAUCAUAGGAGAAUAUCUGCACGGGAGGAAUUUCUCCGGACACACGGCGAAUAUGCUUUUCGGAUAUACUAUACCUCCAUGGUUAUGGAAUGCUUAUAAGAAAGUUGGUGUAUUUGGUUUCGGUGCUGCUUGUACCGUUUUAAUCACCGAUAUUGCUAAGUAUACUAUAGGUCGACUACGGCCACACUUCAUGGAGCUCUGCGUACCCAAUAUUGACUGCAAUUUGCUCGAGUAUCAACACAAGUAUAUCGUGGAUUUCCACUGUACCGCAGCAGUCUCGAAUAAGCUUCUAAAGGAAGUCAGAUUAUCGUUUCCCUCCGGUCACUCGUCCUUCUCGGCUUACACCAUGAUCUAUCUUGCGAUGUAUCUGCAAUUAAGAAUGAAAUGGGAGGGCAGUAAGCUGCUUAGACACUUCCUUCAACUUCUAUGUUUGCUCAUGGCUUGGUUUACCGCGAUGACACGAAUUUCCAAUUAUAAACAUCAUUGGAGUGACGUACUCGCUGGAUCUACUCUAGGCAUUGUCAGCGCUUUAGUAGUGGCAAAUUGUGUAGCAGAUCUUUUCAAAGAGAAAAAAGAAAAAUGCUCCUCCAUAGAGAAACAUCGAACUACCGAUUAUGAAGCGGAGGCUGGUAUAACCGGCAUACAGGUGAAUAAUGGCACUGGUAAUCGCAAUUGUUGACCUAACGAGCUCGCUCUUCGCUUGCUGACUGCAACAAGACCAUAACUAUCUUCUAGUUGUCCUCGGGAAACUAAAAAGAUUCGUGGAUUUCUCAUGAAGCAUCAGAUGAGAUUAGAUGUCUCCCUCCGGACAUGUCUACAGCAUAGCCUUCUUCAGCCGAAUGCUUUUAGCGCUUGACGAGUUCUAAAAUCUUCAAGAAAUACUUUUUUAAUUUCAACAUAGUAAAUUAUCUUACUAUUUUGAUUAUUUUUCAACUACUGCAUCUUGGUUCUAUUUUUUUUCUCAUUAUUAUACAAGUUAUUUGAGCUUCGUCGGUGCUGUACACUAUACAGAUCAUGAGAAAGAAAAGAAGAAAGAAAUAGAGUGCAAUGUAAUUAAAGCUUGCGAAUAUUUUUUGUCUUUCGUUGAGCUUUGUGUGAUCUAUUAUGCGAAUGUGUGUGAUGUGAAACGUACUUUCGUUGCAGCGAGGAGCGAUUUUUCGAUCUUUUAGUUUGUUAUGUUUUUAUCUUUUAGUAGCGCUCGAAUAGAUGUAUGUUUCUAGAAGCUUAUGUUAUGUGAUGUCUUUUGUGAUUGAUUAGCGAAAGAAAAAUGUUUCACAAAAAAUCAAUUUUUAUUGAAUGAAAAUGA